CCUAACCCUAAUUCCUCUUUCCCUUUUCUUUUCAGACUUUACCCACGCGACUGUGCCCGAAGAACCCCCGGCAGCGCUCUUCCGACUUCGCCGCUCGCAACACUGCCGGCAGCGCAUUCUUUGCCGUCCGCAUAUCCCGACGGAACUCCGGCAGCGGCGCUUCCAGCAGGUUUAAUAACUUUUCUUUACAAUGUCAUCACUAAGGAAUGCUGUCCCUCGGCGGACUCACAAGGAGCGAGCUCAACCUGAAGCAAGGAAAAAGUUUGGGCUUCUUGAGAAGCACAAAGACUAUGUUUUAAGAGCUCGGGCUUUUCACAAGAAGGAAGAGACUCUGCGGAGACUAAGGGAGAAGGCAGCUUUCAGAAAUCCAGAUGAGUUCUACUUUAAGAUGAUCAACACGAGGAGUGUGGGCGGAAUUCAUAGGCCCGAGAGUGAAGCAAAUAAGUACACUCCAGAGGAACUUAUGCUAAUGAAGACGCAAGACAUUGGUUAUGUACUUCAGAAAGUUCAGAGUGAAAAAAAGAAAAUUGAAAGGCUCAAUUCUAUGCUCCAUACACUGGAUAGCCAACCAUCAAAUAAGCAUGUUUACUUUGCUGAAGAUAGAGAAGAAGCUAGAGAAAUACAAAAUAGAGCAUCGCAGACUAGUAGUUUGCCUAUUCUCGGAGAUGUCCCAAGGCGUAUAAAGAAAAAGACAACCGCUUCCUAUAAAGAGCUAGAAGCUAGGAAGAAAAGGGUCAAACAGCUUGAAAAGUUGUACUCGGACAUGGCUCUUCAAAAGGAAUUGCAGAAACCUGGGCGCAAGCGUAAACUCCGCCCAGAAGAGAUCGUUUCAGACACGAGCAAGCCUGUAUAUAAAUGGCGAGCAGAACGUAAAAGAUGAUUCGGAGGCCGAAUUAAAAGCGGUGAAAAACCAGAUUGGAUCAGAGGCAGUUGGAGGAUCUGCAGUGCUCGCACCAACUUCUAUCAUGUCUUCUAGGCACAGCUGUUCACUCUCGUACCGACAUAUAGAAAACAUUUCUUUUCUAUCGAUGUAACAUACAAAUUAAAUGGCUAAAUAAAUGCCGUCGAUGUGUUUAAUUAAUCCUUAUUUCGCGGUGUGGAUAUAUUGUGAGGCCACUGCUUCCAAGUUGAAGUGCUUCCUUCUUAUUUAUCUUUGCGCCUUCGGCAUUGCUCUACCGAGAACUUGGCUUUGACAUCGAAUUCUUAUUUUAACACUUGUAACAUACAUCUCAAUAUAAGAUGAUUUAUUUUUUGUUUGAAUUA
Ananas comosus (pineapple) is the source of this 1263-nucleotide messenger RNA. RefSeq names its product probable U3 small nucleolar RNA-associated protein 11. The transcript is spliced from 10 exons. Gene Ontology annotation, biological process: rRNA processing. The record is from RefSeq and is a predicted model, not a curated record. Gene Ontology annotation, cellular component: nucleolus; small-subunit processome. NCBI's taxonomy places the organism in Eukaryota, Viridiplantae, Streptophyta, Magnoliopsida, Poales, Bromeliaceae. Bases 191 to 880 code for a protein of 229 amino acids.